Oncorhynchus gorbuscha (pink salmon) is the source of this 1274-nucleotide messenger RNA. RefSeq names its product claudin 10b (gene cldn10b). Gene Ontology annotation, molecular function: structural molecule activity. Lineage: Eukaryota; Metazoa; Chordata; Actinopteri; Salmoniformes; Salmonidae. The transcript has 5 exons. Gene Ontology annotation, cellular component: plasma membrane; bicellular tight junction. Gene Ontology annotation, biological process: bicellular tight junction assembly; cell adhesion. The record is from RefSeq and is a predicted model, not a curated record. Bases 137 to 856 code for a protein of 239 amino acids.
CCUGGGUUACUUCUCUAGAGCCCACGCCUGGGAUUGUCUUCAACAAUAUUCAUUGGCCAGUGGACCAUCAGUCACACCGUUACUCUUUUGUCUGAAGAUCUUACCAACUUCAGUAGAAAGCACUCUAUUGUACACAAUGAGUAACAUGGUGACAGAGAUUUUGGCCUUUAUUCUCACCACCUCUGGCUGGGUCCUGAUCUCCUCCACCAUACCCACGGAUUACUGGAAGGUGUCCUCUCUGGAUGGCACGGUCAUCACCACAGCUACCUUCUGGUCCAACCUGUGGAAGACCUGUGUCACUGAUUCAACAGGAGUCUCCAACUGCAAGGACUUUCCCUCCAUGCUGGCACUGGACGGCUACAUCCAGGCCUGCCGGGGUCUGAUGAUCACUGCUGUAUGUUUGGGCUUCUUUGGUGCUGUCUUCGCCUUGGUUGGAAUGAAGUGCACCAAGAUUGGGGGAUCAGACCAAAGCAAGGCCAGGACAGCUUGCAUCGCCGGAGUCAAUUUCAUACUCAGCGGUCUCUGCUCGUUGUCUGCAUGCUCCCUGUAUGCACACAGGAUAACAUCUGAGUUUUUUAACCCCAUGUUUGUCGCUCAGAAGUAUGAACUGGGGGUUGCCUUGUUCAUUGGUUGGGCAGGAUCUAUUCUUUGUAUUCUGGGAGGGGUGAUACUCUGCUUCUCAAUAGCAGAUAGUUCCACUACAAGUCACACUGGCUAUGCCUACAGAGGAGCUACCUCUGCCUCUAAUGUUUCUUCUCACCCUAGAGGGCAUGCACAGCCCAUGAGCCAGAGGCCUCCACCAGAGUACAGUAGCUCUUCUAGAGUACAGCACUUUGAUAAGAAUGCCUAUGUGUAAGGGAUGAUAGGACAAAUGCAGAACCUGAACAGUGGCAUGGUCUCGAGAGGCCAAUAUACUGACAUACCAGUUAAGAGGAGAAAGAAUGUGUUACGUGACUGGCUGGCCCAUUGUGUCACAAAUUAUGACAGAUCAGAAAGAGAUCACUUUAUAUUGGAGUUGAUCCCCAUGUUCACCUAUUUAUGACAGCACUCAUUUCUAGUCCAAUGGAAAUCAGAGCUUUUUUGAGUUCGUAGAAGAUUUGCUGAGAUUUGAGGCUCUGAUAUUUACUUUAUAAUAAAAUGUGAGCCUUCUGGUAGACCUACGCUGCGAAUCGAAAUAGUGUCAAUAAUAACCACUUUUCUGUACAAUUGUUGAUUUUUUUUUAAUUUUAUUUUUUGAUAAUUGUUUGACAUUAAAGUGAGGAUGUGAACUGUUA